Thrips palmi is the source of this 2841-nucleotide messenger RNA. RefSeq names its product multiple coagulation factor deficiency protein 2 homolog. NCBI's taxonomy places the organism in Eukaryota, Metazoa, Arthropoda, Insecta, Thysanoptera, Thripidae. The record is from RefSeq and is a predicted model, not a curated record. Bases 16 to 828 code for a protein of 270 amino acids. The transcript has 6 exons. Gene Ontology annotation, molecular function: calcium ion binding.
UUCGUUUCUCAUAUUAUGGGGUCUCCUCACAUCAAGCGUGCUGUGCUUAUCCCCACCUCCAAUGGGCGAUUUGGUUUCGGUACGGGGUGCAGGGUGCAGGUGCGAACUGUGGCGUCCGUCGUGUCUUGUACACGUAGGUUACCGGCCAGCCUCAAGAUGUUGGUGGCUUCGUAUUUGGGUCUCCUUUUAAGCCUUUUCGCCCUGAGCAAUGCUCAGCAAAGGAUAGCUCCUGGUGUUAACCCUCAACAGUACCAGGAUCCAAUGCAACAUGUUCCUCAGCACAUACCUCAGCAGCAAAUGCACAUGCAACAAGUUCCCCAAAUGCAGCAAGUUCCUCAACAACAGUACCAGGUGCCACAGCAAGUUCAUCACCAACAAGUUCCCGUCCAAAACAUGCAGCAACCGCAGCAUGUGCAACACCAUGGGCAGCCGGUCCAGCAGCAUGGACAGCCCCAUGGUCAUCACCCUCAGGCCCAAAUCCUGAAUGCUGCCAACAUUGCUCAAGAAAAGCAGCAUAUUCAAGAUCAUAUGGAAGUUCCGAUUGAUACAUCGAAGAUGACCGAUCAAGAGCUACAAUUCCAUUAUUUCAAGAUGCAUGAUGCCGAUAACAACAACAAAUUAGAUGGAUGUGAACUCAUUAAAUCUCUAAUUCACUGGCAUGAACAAGAUGCAGCAGAUGCAGGCCAUUCUCAUGAAGACUCACAUCAUCCACCCCCAUCUCAUCCUGACUCUGCGCUUGAAGAAAUGGUGGAUCCAAUUCUUCAGCAGAUGGACAAAAAUGGAGACGGUUUUAUUGAGUGGCAUGAGUUCAAAAGUGUCAACCAGUAAAUGACUUGAAUUUCGGAGGCCCAUCCACACAAGAGACAACAUUCUGCUUGUUGCUUUUCAAUUUUUAGUCAUUUCAAAACAUUCAUGCCAAAAUAUCAGCUAAUUUAAAGAUGGUUUCAAGAUUUCCUUUCAGUUGUAGUUUUGUUCAGACCUAUCUUUUCUUCAUUUUCGAUAGAAACAAAUUUGCAUGUUCAACAAAAAUAGUCAUUGCAAGAAAUACUUACUGAUUAUCUUUAACCUCAUUUGUUAACAUGGUGUUAUGACCCACACCAUGUGCUUAGGCCAAAGUUUUCCCAUCAUCAAAAGUAUUUCCAUGAUUAUUAUCUUAAGGUUAUUGCCGUGAUCGGGCAAGGUGCAGCUUUUCAUGAAUUAUAGUAAUCAUAUCAUGUUCAGUUGAUUUCUAUGAAUGAAUAUGCUAUUAAGAAUGAACUAAGACUCACCAUGUGAAGUGAGGAAAAUCCUGCAAUUGUAAGUGUGUGUGUGUGUGUGUGUGUGAGUGUAUGUAUCUGUGCGUCGUUGUUGUUCAAAGUCUAACUCCCCCUUUCCCCUUUUUUUUUGUUUUUUUUUUUUUUGUUUUGAACUUUUGUUUCUGGUUGAAUGUUCAAACAUGAUGUUUCAAAAGAGUUAUAGAUAUAUUCUAAAGGAGUUAAGAGGGGAUCUCGCAUGUUCAUAUGUGCUAGGUGACUGAAUUGUGAGAGAAAAAUGAAUUGCUAUCUGGCCAGUUACUCUGUUACGUAUAUUUUUAUUUUACAAUUUAACUACUGUAUUACCUUGAAUGUAUCUUAGCCACACUUGGUUUGAACUGAAAACAGGGUACCCUGAUGGCUUAAUAUUUGAUGAUUUUUAAUGUGUGGUGUGGAAGUUUAUUAUCAGUAAGAUCAUUUAUGGACGACACUAAAGGUUGUGUUGGCAAAUGAACUUGUAAAUAUCACAGUUUAUCAUUCCUGCUGUGCGUGUUAAAUACUUUGUCAUACUCUUGCAUCCAUUUUGAAAUGCAUAUUGAUUGUGUCAUUGUAAUUGUCAAUGGCAUGCCAAUUAUUUUUAGAUAGAUGUACGUGUUAAGUGCAAAGUGUUUGCUCCAUGUACAGUAUUAUAAAAUGUUUUCUUUUAAGUUAAAGACUGAGCUCAAACUUAAGGUUAACUCUUCAUUAAGAUCCUUGCUUCUAUGUUAGCUUUGUGUCAAUUUUAUGAACAAUUCCAAACCAUUUUUAGUCUUUCCCUUGCCCUUUUCUUUAAAAUGACUCACAGGUGUUGGUUGUUUGCAUUCUUCAAUGUCUUGUUGACUGUUAAAAAUGCCGUAAAUUUACUUAUUCCCCCACUCCAUUUAAUAUUAUGUGUAUUUUAUGGGCCCAGUCUUAAUGUGCGUUGUCUUUUUGCUACCAUUGAUCAAUUGCGUCUGACUAAAUCCACAGGAAAAGUGAUGUACAUGGUGGUAAACAAAAAAUUAUCUGUAAAUAUUUCUGUUUUAUUGAUGUUGUGAUUGUAGCUAGAAAAAGCUGAUAGUAAUUUACACAUUCCAUGUAAAAUCUGCAUAAUUUCUUUUUAGCUCUCAGAGCUUUGUUACAUAUUUUUCAAGUCUACUUGUGAAAAUGAAAGUGUGUUUCAUGUUGUGUGCUUUGUGUGUCCAUUAAUGAUAAGUCUGUUUCUCAAAGACAACUAGAUGUUGAAUUGAUUUCAUCUUCCUUGUCAUACUUUCUCUAAGCUCUAACACAGUAAAAUUUGUUUCCAAGCCUAAUGUAAAAUGAAAAAAAAAAUAAUUUUGUUCUGUGAGACAGUCUUUGGUACCAUGAUAUAUUUUUCAGACUUCACUGCUCAAGAUUUCUAUGGAAGGCUAGUGCUGAAUUUUUUGAGGUUGUGUACUACUUUUUGUGUAUGUUUUGUUGUAAAUGUUGUAUUCUCUCUUCCAACUGACUUUUUUCCCUUUGAAUGAAUGAGUGUGUGCAUGUUAUUAGAAUUUGGUUCUAUAUAAUGAAAUUUUUGAAUGGAAUAAUAAAUGAAUAUUGUUUGUUACAA